UAUAGCGGAAGGAUCACCGUAGUGAUUAAAGGUUAAACAUAAUACUUCCUGUUAUGAAUGUCAGUGGAAAUUCCCACUGGACAAUAAAAAAAAAUGAAAAAACUCAAACAACUGCAUAGCUUAAUGAAACGUUAUCAUUCGCCUCUUAUUGAAAGUGUAGCCUCGUGCCUGUUUGAGCUGAGAAGAGCAAUUUCAUAAGUUUACACUUAUAAUGGCGGAGUCUGCUAUGCCUAUGCAAUGUGUGCGUGUCGUAACAUCAGCUACUUGUGGGCGAGGUUUGGUCUUCACUUCAAAUUUUGCGAGGGGACGAUGUAUCCUUGAAGAAUUGCCAUAUGUAUAUACACUGUUCGACAACAAAAGGGGACACUACUGUGAUUUUUGCCUCCAAAAAUGUUCAACUCUAAAGAAGUGUUCCAGUUGCAAUUAUGUAAGCUACUGCAAUAAAUCAUGUCAGCGAGGAGACUGGGCAAGAUGUCACAAGCAAGACUGCAAAACACUGAAGAGAAGACAUCCCAUGAUACCUCCAGACUUAGCUGAGUCAGUUCAGCUUCUAUCUCAUAUUAUCCAGAAGCAAAGACGAUCCCCUCCAUGCACUCAGGAUGAUGAGGAUUGUUUUCCAACCACCGUAGACCAGUUGGAAUCCCAUCAUGAGAAGCUGAGCGGUCAGAUACGAAGGGAUGCAUUUGAGAUAUGGCUGUCUUUGUUGAAGGAUUGCGAAGAUGGUAUCUUACCUGAGCUAAGCAGCUGGUUGAAGAUGUUUGGGGCGACUAUCUGCAAUUCCAUCUCAGUAUGUGAUAAUGAUCUGAUUGACAUUGCAGUUGGGAUAUACUUGAGAGCAUCUAUGUUGAACCAUUCCUGUGAUCCUAACUGUGCAUGGGUGUGUGAUGGGAGAAAACUUCAAAUCAUGACUGUUAAAGAUGUCAAAGAAGGAGAUGAGUGUACAAUCAGCUAUGUAGAUGCCAUGAAACCAGCUAAAGUGAGACAGGCUGAUCUGAAAGAGAGCUAUCAUUUCACCUGCAAGUGUGUGAAAUGCAUCGAAGAAAUCAAUGCAUUGGGGCCAGAUGAUGGUUUAGGUGAAGAGCUCAGAGGUCUGAAGAAAUCCUUGGAGCGAAUAAAGGAUGCAGAGAAGGCACAAGAUAUCCUUUUGUUGCAGCUGUGUGCACCCUACUUGAAGCCGAUGGACUACUCUAGCAAUAUUCCAGCCAAUCAUCAUCUCCUGUACCAGGUCAGAAAUGCGGCAUUUCUAGCAUGCAUCGACUCACAAGCAUGGCAGAAAGCUGUUGAGACUGGACAGCUGAACAUAGAGCCUAACAGGUAA
Strongylocentrotus purpuratus (purple sea urchin) is the source of this 1318-nucleotide messenger RNA. Its product is annotated as histone-lysine N-methyltransferase SMYD3-like. Bases 212 to 1318 code for a protein of 368 amino acids. Gene Ontology annotation, cellular component: nucleus. The transcript has 7 exons. The record is from RefSeq and is a predicted model, not a curated record. Gene Ontology annotation, molecular function: protein binding. Lineage: Eukaryota; Metazoa; Echinodermata; Echinoidea; Camarodonta; Strongylocentrotidae.